This is a messenger RNA of Mustela lutreola (European mink), 943 nucleotides long. RefSeq names its product calcineurin like EF-hand protein 2 (gene CHP2). Gene Ontology annotation, molecular function: calcium ion binding. The transcript is spliced from 7 exons. Bases 170 to 760 code for a protein of 196 amino acids. Lineage: Eukaryota; Metazoa; Chordata; Mammalia; Carnivora; Mustelidae. The record is from RefSeq and is a predicted model, not a curated record.
GGCAUUGUUCUCUGUUCGCCCGGGUCGCGGGUGGGAGGCGAGGCACGCAGGGGUUCCCGAGUCUGGCUCGGCUCCAGGCCUGCGGCCUUCGGCCCUGGGGCCACUGGGGCGGCCGCGCCCGGGAGCGGGAGGCGAGCGUGCGGGGCCGGGAGGCUCAGCCCGCGCAGCCAUGGGCUCCCGAGGUUCCCACGCCGCGCGCAUUCCCGACGGGGACAGCAUCCGGCGGGAGACCGGCUUCUCGCAGGCCAGUCUGCUCCGCCUCUACCACCGGUUUCGGGCACUGGACAGGAACGAGAAAGGCUACCUGAGUCGCGUGGAUCUGCAACAGAUUGGGGCGCUGGCCGUGAACCCCCUGGGAGAACGCAUUAUAGACAGCUUCUUCCCUGACGGGAAUCUGCGAGUGGAUUUCCCAGGCUUUGUCAGAGUCCUGGCUCAUUUUCGACCUGUCGAUGAUGACGACUCAGGCAUGCGAGAUCCCAAGCAACCCGAACCCCUCAACAGCAGAAUGAACAAACUUCGUUUCGUAUUUCAGCUCUAUGACCUGGAUCGAGAUGGAAAGAUCUCCAGGCAUGAGAUGUUACAGGUCCUCCGGCUGAUGGUUGGAGUGCAGGUGACAGAAGAGCAGUUGGAGAGCAUCACCGACCGCACGGUGCAGGAAGCGGAUGAAGAUGGGGAUGGGGCUGUGUCCUUCCUGGAGUUCACCAAGUCCUUAGAGAAGAUGGACAUCGAGCAGAAAAUGAGCAUCCGGAUCCUGAAGUGACCCCCUUUGUGCCUCUGGCUGGCUUACACGGGCCAGUUCACCCUGGGAUUUGUCUUCAGCCCCCGACAGAGGCAGGGCCUCCAUAAACUGUACUCUUGUGUCUAUACUAAACUCCAUUUAAGGCCAAGGAGAGAAAGCCGGAGGGGAGUGUACUAAAUAAAGCCUAACUCAUUUGAUCUCAAA